AAAAGCUCUCGAGCACACCUGACAGCCCAUCAGUAUUCGUCGUCGGGAGCCUCUUCUUCGUUAUGCGAUCGGCCUAAUCAUCGGAAGAGAUCGUCACUAGAAAGGAAAAGCAGGAAAAAUAUGGUCAAGCAACUGAAAUGGCGGUUUUUGGGAAUCCUGGUGCCAUCACUGCUAAUCGCAGGCCUGGGACAUGGCGGAGAUUGGCUUAUUCUUCGGCAUCGCCUUAGUGAAUCAGAGCUGCGAUGGCAUCGAAUCCGCAUAUUUCUGAUCUGGUUCACAUACGCGCUUGCAGUUCUCCGUCCUGCAGGAUCACCUCCACGACCAGAUUUCCGCCCAGAUGAAGCGCUUGCGAAACUGUGCACAUUUUGCAAAAAGUGCAAUGCGAUCAAACCACCGCGUACACAUCAUUGCAAGAUUUGCAAAACUUGCGUGCUGAAAAUGGAUCAUCACUGCCCCUGGACGAACAACUGCGUUGGGCACCGAAAUCUUCUCUACUUUGUUCGGUUUUUGACGAGUGCAGUUUGGGGAUUGACGACGUUCUUCUUCACGCUAUGUGGACGGAUCAUGGAUCUGUGGGAGUCAAGGCACCGGCCAAUGCUGGACUCGAUGAUCACAAAGACCGAGCUUACAGCGACAUUGAUUAUGACUCCAGUUACACUACUUGUAUGGUUCAGUCUUGCAAUCUUGCUCAUCCGGACACUCUGGAAUUUGUGCUUAAAUACAACCCUGAUAGAAUCCUGGGAGAAGGAACGCGUUGAGGGCCAGAUCCGCCGCGGAAGGUUACCACAGAAUACAGGUGACUUCCCAUACGAUCUCGGAAGUCCGAUUGACAAUUUGCGCGCAGGAUUGGGACCAUUUCUGAGCUGGUUUAAUCCUUUCUCGGAGCCGGACGGAGAUGGAAUGCACUUUGAGAUGAUUGAAGAAGCUGAUCUGGACAAACCCUGGCCACCAGCAGAUCCCGAUGAGACUCCUAUUUAUCGACAUAACGAGCGACCGCUACCUCCAAGCUUUACAGAACAAAGGAGACGGCAAACACACAGUGGUCAGGCUGCUGGCCAACCAUUUUUCAACGAGCGUGUACAGGAUGAGCAGACGUAUGGAGAUCGUAUUCGACGGUCGGAUGGGUACGAUGGUGGUUCAGACUCUGAGCCAGAUGAGGGUGCAUCUGCUGAAGAGUAUUGGAGAAAAGACAAGUGGCAGUCAUGGGAUGGCGAUCGGCUUGAGGACUUUGGUGUGGAUGCUGAAGCCGAGGUGUAUUCAAUGGAAGAAGCCACAGACGACAAUGAGCCACAGGGGAAUACAUUCGAUAGCGAGGAUGUUCCUCUAGGCAUCGUCAAGCGGAAGCUUGUUUCUAGCUAAUUGGCCAGGUCUAGUAGAGACUCUCGACUUGUGUUUACGGCGAUUGGAUCCGCAAAGAUCAAUUAUUGAGAGCAUCACUGAAUAGACUACAUAUAUAUAUUAUAUAAGCGUACACUAAAUAUUAGUAACUAAGGAC
This is a messenger RNA of Myxozyma melibiosi, 1495 nucleotides long. Its product is annotated as DHHC palmitoyltransferase-domain-containing protein. The transcript has a single exon. The record is from RefSeq and is a predicted model, not a curated record. Gene Ontology annotation, molecular function: palmitoyltransferase activity. Lineage: Eukaryota; Fungi; Ascomycota; Lipomycetes; Lipomycetales; Lipomycetaceae. Bases 121 to 1359 code for a protein of 412 amino acids.